This is a messenger RNA of Podarcis lilfordi (Lilford's wall lizard), 2205 nucleotides long. The record is from the annotation of a GenBank genome assembly. NCBI's taxonomy places the organism in Eukaryota, Metazoa, Chordata, Lepidosauria, Squamata, Lacertidae.
AUGACUAGCAAUCUUGCCUGGCUACUGGUGCUGAUCUCAUGGAACGUGUUAUGUGAGAAUGCAGGUCAGAAACCACCACAGGGUUUUAGAUAUGCUUCUUAUGAAGUGAUCAUCCCAAGGAAACUGACUCCCCGAUAUGGAGAACAGGAAACUCAUGAUGUCACGUACCUGCUGCAGAUUGAGGGGAAGGGUCAUGUGGUGACACUCAGGAAAAAGAAGAGCGUUGUCCCUAAACACUUCACUGUCAUCACAUACAGUAAGGAUGGAGAGCUCCAGGUGGACUAUCCUUUCAUCAAAGAUGACUGCUUCUACCAUGGCUUUGUACAAGACAAGCCUUCCUCUAGGGUCACCCUCAGCACUUGCUCGGGGGGCCUCAGAGGUCUGCUUCACUUAGAAAAUUACACCUUUGAAAUUGAACCUGUUCAGGCACCUGGUACUUUUCAACAUGUGCUGUACAGAUUGGAGGGAAUAGAAGGUGCUGUUCGCAUGAGGUGUGGGUUAACAAAGGAAAAGCAAAGGAGCCAAGAGGCCAUGUUCCAAAACAAAAGAAAAGUAUUGACUGAAAGUGCUGCUAGAGGAGCCUGGUUUCCACACACCAGGUACCUAGAGGUUGCAAUCGUGAUAGAACAUGAACGAUAUGUCAGGUUUGACAAAAAUGAAAGUCGUGUUGCUAGGCAAGUUAUGGAUAUCAUCCAUACUGCAAACUCAAUGUAUGAGCCACUGUCUCUUGAGCUGUCUAUAGCUGGCUUGGAAAUAUGGACAGAAAAAAACCUCAUAAAAAUUGUUAACAGCAUAGAUGACACUCAUAAUAUGUUCACCCACUUUUUAAAAAGUUCACUAAGUAAACGUAUACAACUUGAUGCUGCUCACUUAUUUAUAUAUAAGAGUUUUGGAAGUACACUUGGAUUAGCGUACACAGGAACAGUUUGUAACCUCCAUUGGGCAUCUGGUGUUGAAUCAUAUGUGACUCCCAGUUUGUUCCUUAUUUCUCACACAUUUUCCCAUGAAUUAGGACACAAUCUUGGAAUGCAACAUGAUCAUAAAUACUGUACUUGUAAUCGAAGUUCUUGCAUAAUGGCUGAAUAUCAAACAAUCUCUGAUAAGUUUAGCAACUGUAGUUAUAAAGAAUAUUUCAACAGAAAAAACAAGCAGUGUUUGCUAAUUCCACCAGACUCCACUAAAAUAUAUAAAUUUGCAUACUGUGGAAAUGAAGUAGUGGAAGAUGGCGAGCAAUGUGAUUGUGGUUCACCUGAUCAAUGCAAGUUGGAUCCAUGCUGCCAGUCUAAUUGCAUGUUGAGUCCAAGUGCUGCUUGUGCUUUUGGACAGUGCUGUGUUGAGUGUCAGUAUCUUCCAGUUCAUAAGGUUUGCAGAGAACAGGUCAGCAGCUGUGAUCUCCCCGAGUACUGCAACGGGACUUCAGAAUGGUGUCCUGAAGAUGUUUAUGUACAAGAUGGUGCCCCGUGUAGUGAUGGUGCAUAUUGCUAUCAUGGGAAUUGCACAACUCACACUAGGCAGUGCAGAAUGAUCUUUGGCAACAAAGCAACCGGUGCAUCAAAGGAUUGCUUCAGUGAAAUGAAUGCUCGAGGUGAUCGCUUUGGCAACUGUGGGCUUAGACAUGACACUUAUAAGAAAUGUGAUACUCAGAACAUCUUGUGCGGCCGAAUCCAGUGUGAAAAUGUUGAUACAGUACCUUCUUUGGAGGAACACAGCACCAUAAUUAAUACGCCUCUUGGCAAUAGGCAUUGCUGGAGUACAGAUUACCACGCUGGAAUGGAGAUACCCGAUAUUGGAGCAGUGAGAGAUGGGACUCCUUGUGGCACAGAAAUGAUGUGUAUUAAUAGGGAGUGCAAGAAUGUGUCUCUCUUGAAAUAUGAUUGCAAUGUCACAAAGUGUCAUAAUCGAGGAAUAUGCAACACCUACAAACAUUGUCAUUGUGAUGAUGGCUGGGCCCCUCCAGACUGUCUAAACCGAGGUAAUGGUGGCAGCAUUGACAGUGGACCUCCUCCACCAGGGAACACUUCAAAACGUAGCGUCAACAUGACAGGAAUGAUAGCAGCAAUUGUAUUUCUUGUUUCUACUAUUUUUGCUGUUUUGGGGCUGGGUAUUUAUUUCAGGAAGCGUCUGAGAGAGCGGUUUGUAAAAAAACCAGAAAAAACAUAUGAAGAAGGUGUAAAAGAGGAAGAAAAUCCUGUCCCAACUGAAUGA